Molecule: messenger RNA, 3032 nt
Organism: Aspergillus japonicus CBS 114.51
Lineage: Eukaryota; Fungi; Ascomycota; Eurotiomycetes; Eurotiales; Aspergillaceae
Product: MCM DNA helicase complex subunit MCM3
Exons: 8
Coding region: 151-2796 (881 amino acids)
Biological process (GO): double-strand break repair via break-induced replication; DNA strand elongation involved in DNA replication; DNA replication
Cellular component (GO): nucleus; MCM complex
Molecular function (GO): single-stranded DNA binding; ATP binding; ATP hydrolysis activity
Source: RefSeq, a predicted model, not a curated record
CUUCCAUCAAGAUCAAGCAAAAAUCACCAUUCGCAUCCCCGCGCUUGCACUUGGACUCCAGAGAUUGAGGUCACCCAUUCUCUUGCUCUUUCAUUUCCACUUCGAUCAUUUUGAGAUACCCUUUUCGUUAUUAGCAAGAAUCUAUCUGUCAUGGAGGGACAAUUCGAUGAUGCCGCACAGGAUCGUGUGCGUGCCGCCGUCGAAUUUCUCGACCCAAGUAAUGCUCGAGCACGCAGUUAUCGAGCCGAUAUCUUGUUGAUGCUGAACAGAGGGCUACGGCGGUUAAUAGUCAGCAUUGAUGAGAUUCGAGCACAUAGCCGUGAGAUGGCCGAUGGUCUUCUCACAUCUCCCUACGAAUACACCGAUGCUUUUGAGAGGGCCUUGAAAGAUAUCAUCAAGACACUGCCCAACCGACCGUCGAGAGAGACUGCUGACGAUGUGCAUUAUCACUGUGGCUUCGUUGGCGCCUUUGGAGAAUUCUCCUGCAACCCCAGAACCCUCAGCUCCUCACACCUGAACCGGAUGAUCUCGCUGGAGGGUAUUGUCACGAAGUGCUCCUUGGUCCGACCGAAAGUUAUUCAGAGUGUACAUUGGAGUGAGCGCACCAAGAAGUUCCUCACCAGGAAGUAUGUCGACGCGACGAUGACUGCGAGUGGAGCAACUAGCAUGAGUGUUUACCCCCAAGAGGACGAUGAGAAGAACCCAUUGACCACGGAAUACGGCUACUCUACCUACAUGGACCACCAGACUAUUUCAAUUCAGGAGAUGCCUGAGCGGGCACCGGCCGGCCAACUUCCGCGCAGUGUGGAUGUGAUCCUGGACGAUGACUUGGUCGAUCGAGCCAAACCCGGAGACAGAAUUCAGCUGGUCGGCGUAUACCGCACUUUGGGUAACCGAAACGCAUCUUCCACAUCCGCCACUUUUCGCACGCUCGUAUUAGCCAAUAAUAUCAUUCAGCUGGCAUCCAAAUCAGGCGGAGGCAUCGCGCAAGCUACCAUCACCGAUACCGAUAUUCGAAACAUCAACAAGGUCGCUAAGAAGAAGAGUGUGUUUGAGUUGCUAUCUCAGUCCCUCGCUCCCAGUAUUCACGGCCAUGACUACAUCAAGAAGGCGAUCUUGCUUAUGCUGCUUGGUGGCAUGGAGAAGAACUUGGACAACGGAACUCACUUGCGUGGUGAUAUCAACAUCCUCAUGGUCGGUGAUCCUUCUACUGCCAAAUCGCAGCUCCUUCGCUUUGUCCUGAAUACCGCACCGCUUGCCAUUGCAACCACGGGUCGAGGAUCUUCUGGAGUCGGUCUUACUGCUGCUGUCACUUCCGACAAGGAGACUGGGGAGCGCAGACUUGAGGCCGGUGCUAUGGUUCUUGGUGACCGUGGUGUUGUCUGUAUUGAUGAGUUCGACAAGAUGAGUGAUGUUGAUCGUGUGGCUAUUCACGAAGUGAUGGAACAGCAAACAGUCACAAUCGCAAAGGCUGGUAUUCAUACGAGUCUGAACGCUCGCUGCAGUGUCCUGGCUGCCGCCAAUCCUAUCUACGGUCAAUACGACCCUCACAAGGACCCGCAUAAGAACAUCGCUCUGCCCGAUUCUCUCUUGUCGCGUUUCGAUUUGCUUUUUGUUGUGACGGACGAUAUCGAAGACGCCAGGGACCGAAUGGUUUCCGAGCACGUCCUUCGUAUGCACCGCUACCGCCAGCCUGGCGCUGAGGAGGGUGCACCGGUUCGUGAACAACAGCAUCAAACCCUCGGUGUCGGUUUGGAGGAUAGCCAAGAUUCAAACCAUCCCACUGAUGUCUAUGAAAAGUUCAAUGUCAUGCUUCAUGCGGGCAUGGCUAACCAGCGGAGCAAGAACAAGAACGUCGAGAUCCUGAGCAUUCCCUUCAUCAAGAAGUAUGUGCAAUAUGCGAAGACUCGUGUAAAGCCCGUGUUGACCAAGGGAGCUGCCGACCACAUUGUGUCGACUUACUCCGCGCUGAGAAACGACGAGUUGUCCGGUAACCAGCGCAGAACGUCUCCCAUUACCGCUCGUACUCUCGAAACCCUUAUUCGUUUGUCCACAGCGCAUGCCAAAUCGCGCCUCUCAAACAGAGUGGAAGAACGCGAUGCCAAGGUCGCAGAAUCGAUUCUGCGAUUUGCCAUGUUUAAGGAAGUGCUUGAAGACGAACGCCGGAAGAGGAGAAAGGUCACCACUUUCGACGAUGACUCGGAAAGCAAUGACUCUGAUUCUGAGAGUGAUGACGAUACCCCUGCACAGACUGCAAGCGCGACCCCCCGAUCUACCAGACGAGGCGGGAUGAGGACUCGCGGUGCCAAUGGUGUCUCGACCAUAACCGAGGACACCGAGAUGGAUGCGGAGGGAGACAACGUGUCUGAGGAUGGCGAUGGCCUGUACAACUCCAGUCCCCGUGGCCAGCGCCUUCGUUCCAGCCGUACUCAGCCUGAAUCGCAAAGUCAGAUGUCGGUAGCAUCGUCCCGUCCGGCGUCGCAGCUGGUCGAGUCUCAGACGGACACCUCGCAGUCGCAGACCGCCAGUCUUUCGUCUCAGCCUAUCCAGCCUGCCCGUCUGACGGUCUUCCGCCAGGCCCUGGGCCCGCUCAUGGGCACCCGCUUGUUUACUCAUGGAGACACCGCCGACGUGGAGGAGCUGAUUGGCGCGGUCAAUACCGCUGUUCGUAGUGCCCCCUCACUCGGCGAAAGCCACGUCUUCCAGCGUCCGGAGGCCCUGCAGGCCCUGCGGGCUAUGAACGAGAGAAAUGAAUUGAUGUACCUUGAGGAUGAUGAAACUGUCUACAGAAUUUAAUGCGCUAUUUUGGUUGAGGGUUUUUUCCGGCAUAGAAUCUGGGGUGUUCUGUUGUUGUUGUCACGAAAUCAAGCAGGGCUGGAUGUGCAUGGUAAUGUUUUGUUACACGACUUUGAUCUACCUAUUCGACAUUUGGAGAUGGAUCUGGCGUUUUCGGAGUAACUUCGAUUUGUGUUGAUGAGAUCUUGAAGUACUGUGUGUAUCAUUGAAUUGAUAAUGCAGCUAUAUUUGAUCAU